Messenger RNA from Eimeria mitis, 921 nucleotides. RefSeq lists its product as uncharacterized. Bases 1 to 921 code for a protein of 306 amino acids. NCBI's taxonomy places the organism in Eukaryota, Apicomplexa, Conoidasida, Eucoccidiorida, Eimeriidae. The record is from RefSeq and is a predicted model, not a curated record. The transcript has 2 exons.
AUGGAUAGUCAAACCCCUCGUCUUGCUGCUGGGAGCAGCAGCUUUGCUGCUCCUGCUGCUGCUGCUGUUGCUGCUGCUGCUGACGAUGACGAAGAUGCUGCCACCGCUGCUGCUGCUGCUGCUGCUGCUGCUGCUGCUGCUCAGCCAGCAGAUGAAUUAUACGGGGCAGCAGCAGAUACACCCCCCCUAGGCUUUCCUGUUGUUGCUGUGCGUGCCUUCACAGACGCUCGCUGCAGCAGCAGCAGCAGCAGCAGCAGCAGCAGCAGCAGCAGCACGAACUGCAGCCGAUACAACGGCAGCAUUCGAACUACUCAUGCAGACAAACACAUCAGGGGAGCAGCAGCAGAUUGGGAUGCUGCUGCUGCUCCUGCUGCUGCUCCUGCUGCUGCUCCUGCUGCUGCUCCUGCUGCUGCUGCUGCUGUGCCUGUAGGAGGCAGCUCCUUCGACCCCACUAACCCUCAUACGAGUGAGGUCUAUUCUCCCUCUGCUGCUGCUGCUGCUGCAGCAGCAGCAGCAGCAGAAGCAGCAACAGAGACGGCUCACAGCACGUGGCCGCCCCGAGCAGUCUUUGAUUUGCCUAAGCUGCAGCUGCAGCAGCAGCAGCAGCAGCAGCAGCAACUUCAGCAGCAACUGCAGCAGCAACUGCAGCAGGAUAUGCCGUUGGAGCCACCCCGGGACGCAGCAGCAGACGGCCGCUAUUCUGCUGCUGUCUGUCGCCCAGCUUCUACCCAGCAGCAGCAGCAACGGCAGCAGCAGCAACAGCAGCAGCAGCAGCAGCAGAGUGAGAAUGGAAGCACCCCUGCAACAUCUUCUGGUGCAUCAUCAUCAUCAUCAUCUGCAGCAGCAGCAGCAGCAGCAGCAGCAGCAGCAGGAGCAGCAGCAGUAUAUGUGCCAGUUGCAGCAGACUCGUCUAUAACAUAG